CGGAAUCAACAUGGCAAUGUCUAUUGUCGUGAGCACGUAUGGGAUGAUGUAAAGGGUGAUAAUGUUUUGCCGUGGUUCACAUUGGAGGUGCAUAUGAUUGAGGAAGCAAUUUCAAAGGAAUCUUCCGAAACAUCAUCAGAGAAUGAAGAAUUGCAAAUUAAUUGCCCAGAGUGUGACACAACUUUCUCUGAUCAUUACACUUUCAUGGAACAUUAUACAAAUGAGCAUGCUCAAGUGCUUGCUACUGCAAACUACAAAUUUGCUCACGAAGCUGGUGUAUAUAUAGCAGAAAGAAAUGAUAAAAUAUCCACUGUAAAACCCUCUUCUCCUAUCCUCCUUGCCAACGGUGGUACAUUCCAUAACGGAAAAGUUAUUUUUUGUGCUCAGGGACAACGAGACAUUGAUGGAUCUAUUGUUUCUAUGGACCCGUAUUCAAUACUAUCGUCGAUAACUUUUUCGGUCUUAAGUUCAAUAGCCCUAAUGACACUGUUGUCUCAAAAGAUGGCAGCUACUGAAUAUGUUUACCAAUUUGAUCCCUCCACCGGCGAUAUUCGCGUGGUAGCAGAUGGAUUUGUGAAACCUAAUGGUAUAGCAUUCUCUCCAGAUGAAAAAAAAAUAUACAUAACUGACACGGGUUUCUAUACCGGCACUGGAAAAUAUGAUCCUAUGAGACCACACACGAUUUAUGAAUUUGACGUAAACGAUAAUUAUUUAUCUAACCGUAGGGUAUUUGCUGUAAUUGAUGUUGGUGUUCCUAAUGGUAUAAAACUUGACAUUAGGGGAAACGUAUAUACUAGAAAUGGUGAUGGUGUUCAAAUAUUCUCUUCCCAUGGGAAGUUGUUAGGAAAAAUAAUCAUACCAGGCGGGGUGUCCAAUAUUGUUUUCGCCCGGAGAACUUUAACAUUGCUAGCAGAGACUUCUAUAUAUGAGGUAAAAUUGGAGGUAGAAGGUGGCACAGUUAAGCUUUGA
Acaulospora morrowiae is the source of this 969-nucleotide messenger RNA. The record is from the annotation of a GenBank genome assembly. Lineage: Eukaryota; Fungi; Glomeromycota; Glomeromycetes; Diversisporales; Acaulosporaceae.